Molecule: messenger RNA, 225 nt
Organism: Colletotrichum orchidophilum
Lineage: Eukaryota; Fungi; Ascomycota; Sordariomycetes; Glomerellales; Glomerellaceae
Exons: 2
Coding region: 1-225 (74 amino acids)
Source: RefSeq, a predicted model, not a curated record
AUGGCGCGACACGGUCUCGACAAGGACUCAACCAACCUCGGCGUCCUCCAUACGCAGGUGAAGGCUGCAGUCAAGGAUUACAACAGCGACAUUGUUGGAGACAAGGUUGACAUUGCUCACAUAUUUGCAGGAAAAAAGCCAACAAUCCCAGUGCCCCGAAAAUCUGCAGACCGCGAAGCUGGGUUUCCAUGGUCAACUCUGACGCCUCUGGCUGGAACCGGCUGA